AUAGUACCACUGACAAUUGAGGAAAUGUCAAGAUGAACCUCCCCAAUUUCCCAUCUUCCUCUGACCGAAGUUCAUUCCUUUCUUCCGUUCUCUUCAUUCCUCAACGAACAGACCUCCAUAAAAAAUGACAUCACUCAGAAACACAUAGCCAUAGAAAUCGAAUAAGUGCCAUUCUUCUUUCAUCACAAAAAAGAUUCAAUUUUUUUGUUUCAAAUGCCAUACCCUUUUUGAAUAAAAUCCGGAGAAAAGAAAAGGGUUAUUACGAUUUUUCCAUGAUCAAUAAAUAAACCUUGUUGUUUUGAGCCAUUAGUGUCUGGAUAUGCUCAAGUUGUGGAAAUGGUACCAAAAUUGCUUGGCCCUUCACCCUGUUAAGACUCAGGUCAUUAGCUCUGGCUUGAUUUGGGGUGCUGGUGACAUUGCUGCUCAGGCAGUUACCCACUACACUGCCAAGACCCGUGUCACAGUGGAGGAGGAUGAAGAUAAACAAUUCAAGAUCAACUGGAAACGGGUGUCUACAACCAGCUUGUUUGGGUUAGGAUUUGUUGGCCCUGUUGGCCACUACUGGUAUGAAGGUUUGGAUCGGGUUAUAAGACUGAGACUUAUGCUUAAACCAAAUUCCUUCCGCUUUGUUGCCACCAAAGUUGCCGUUGAUGGGUUUAUCUUUGGACCGCUGGAUUUACUCGUGUUUUUCACUUAUAUGGGUUUUUCUACUGGAAAGAGUGUUCCUCAAAUAAAAGAAGACGUGAAGAGAGAUUUCCUGCCGGCGUUUGUUGUAGAAGGGGGCAUAUGGCCAAUGGUUCAGGUUGCGAAUUUUCGGUUUAUACCUGUAAGGUACCAGCUCCUUUAUGUCAAUUUCUUCUGCUUGUUGGAUAGCUGUUUCUUGUCUUGGGUUGAGCAACAACAAGAUGCUUCAUGGAAACAAUGGUUGAAAUCGUUUCUACCUUUGAAGUAAUAGAGUUUCCAAGAUUGAUAACUGCUUUCAAAUCUUCUCAGUGUAUUCCCAGAGUCGCCAAUGUCGUGGAAAUUCAUGUCAGAAAACAAGUGACUAGUUUUGAUUGCUUGUAAACACCCUCUAGAUUUUCGGAAUUAAAUUUCUGGAAGUGAUGAAAUAGCUUUCCCAUGAUAUGAUUAAUGAUCUUCAUCUUGAAUACAAGUUGACACCUUUUUCCAUUGAAUAAAUUGGAAGCUACGUUUGCUUAUCACUUUCUUAUCAUUUGUCAUUUGUCUAUAUCCUAGUUUUACAGAUAUCUUUAAUGGUAGGGCUGUUUCUUUUUUUGGUUGGGUGCAUGUAACAUUAACUUGGAAAAAAGAGUGAUUAAUUUUUUU
Molecule: messenger RNA, 1326 nt
Organism: Abrus precatorius (Indian licorice)
Lineage: Eukaryota; Viridiplantae; Streptophyta; Magnoliopsida; Fabales; Fabaceae
Product: PXMP2/4 family protein 2-like
Exons: 3
Coding region: 320-952 (210 amino acids)
Cellular component (GO): cytoplasm; membrane
Source: RefSeq, a predicted model, not a curated record